Messenger RNA from Cyprinodon tularosa, 1894 nucleotides. Its product is annotated as polypeptide N-acetylgalactosaminyltransferase 10-like. The record is from RefSeq and is a predicted model, not a curated record. NCBI's taxonomy places the organism in Eukaryota, Metazoa, Chordata, Actinopteri, Cyprinodontiformes, Cyprinodontidae. The transcript has 8 exons. The coding region runs from base 26 to 1246 and encodes 406 amino acids. Gene Ontology annotation, cellular component: Golgi apparatus.
CCUUAAAGUGGCGUUAGAGGAAUACAUGGUACGGCUGCCAAAGGUUCGCAUCCUGAGGACCAAGAAGAGGGAGGGGCUGAUCAGGACUCGGCUGCUGGGAGCCGCCGCCGCCGUAGGCGAGGUCAUCACCUUCCUGGACUCUCACUGUGAGGCUAAUGUCAACUGGCUGCCUCCUAUGCUUGACCGAAUCGCCCAGAACAGGAAGACCAUCGUUUGCCCGAUGAUCGACGUCAUCGACCACGACAACUUUGGCUAUGAAACGCAGGCGGGCGAUGCCAUGCGAGGGGCUUUCGACUGGGAAAUGUACUACAAACGGAUCCCCAUCCCUGCAGAGCUGCAGAAGGACGACCCCAGUGAGCCGUUUGAGUCUCCUGUGAUGGCGGGGGGGCUGUUUGCUGUGGACAGAAAGUGGUUCUGGGAGCUGGGGGGAUACGACACUGGUCUGGAGAUCUGGGGAGGGGAGCAGUACGAGAUUUCCUUCAAGGUAUGGAUGUGUGGCGGUCGGAUGGAGGACAUCCCCUGCUCACGGGUGGGACACAUCUACAGGAAAUACGUCCCCUAUAAAGUUCCAGGGGGGGUCAGUUUGGCAAGGAACCUGAAGCGUGUAGCAGAGGUGUGGAUGGAUGAGUACGCCGAGUACAUCUACCAGCGGCGGCCCGAGUACCGCCACCUGUCAGCAGGAGACGUGACGUCGCAGAAGGAGCUACGCAGCAAACUCAACUGCAAGAAUUUUAAGUGGUUCAUGAGCGAGGUGGCCUGGGAUCUGCCUAAACAUUACCCGCCUGUGGAGCCCCCCGCUGCUGCAUGGGGGGAGGUCCGUAACGUCGGCAGCGGGUUGUGCUUGGAGAGCAAACACUUUGUGUCUGGAAGCCCCAUCCGUCUGGAGAGCUGCGUGAAGGGCCGGGUGGACGUUAGCUGGAGUCAUGGACAGGUGUUCACCUUUGGCUGGAGAGAAGACAUCAGGGUUGGUGACCCAAUGCACACCAAGAAAGUCUGCUUUGAUGCCGUUUCACACCACAGUCCUGUAACGCUGUACGACUGCCACGGCAUGAGGGGAAACCAGCUGUGGCGCUACAGGAAGGACAAAAGCCUCUAUCACCCCGUCAGCAACAGCUGCGUGGACAGCAACGCCAACGAGAGGCGGAUCUUCAUGAACACCUGUGACCCUUCGUCCUCCAGCCAGCAGUGGAUCUUUGAGAAAACUAACUCCACCGUUUUGGAGCACUUUAACCGUGGGAUGAAGUGAGCGGCUCAGAGCGGAGAGUCCUGGAGCUGCUGGUGUAACCGGGGCCCCCCCUGUUUGCUUGGGGCGGAGCCUGUUUUUAUUGCAAAGUUAGGAGAACUAAAUCAAGAUGUUGAAUCCUGCAGGAAAGUUGAAGGAGAACCUGAAAUUGUUCUUGAUUGAUGGUUUAAGUGAUUUAAGGGGUUUUAGUUGUGCUUUGGCAGCGGGUCUGUCUAACUUCUGGUUUUGCUACUGAAUCAUCACCCCACCCCCACCCCCCCCCCAUGUUCUGCCCUCACGUCUGUCUCUAUCUCCCUGCAUGGCUGCACCUUUGCCCCCCCUUUCCAUUCUCUUCCUUUUAAAUCCUCUCAUGUCUCUGCAGCUCUGACAGCCUCCCUGGGGAGGGGGGGGGGGCUGGUUUGUUCAGAGCCAAAGUCAUCCUGACACCCGGUGAAGCCGAGCAGAACCGCUCUGAAAAUCAGCCAACAAAUGGCUUCUCCUCCACAGCGCCUCCCUGCUCCACGCCUGCAGGCAGAGCUGCCAGGAGACCAGUCUGCCUCCUCCUGCACCUCCUCCAGCUUUAUGCUCUGCCUCCUUCUGCACCUCCUCCAGCUUUAUGCUCUGCCUCCUCCUGCACCUCCUCCAGCUUUAUGCUCUGCCUCCUUCUGCACC